UUUACAUCAUUAUAAAAAGCCGACGGAUUUUAAUGGAAACGACAUAAACAUGGAGAUCAGACACGUACACUUAGUUUUUGUAGGAUACAUUAUUUGGUUUCACACAUUGCUUACUGCUGCAGCUUCCACAAAUGGGGAUACAUUGAAAAUAGUUCUCUCAGAAUUAGAAGAUUUAAAGAUGAAGGUCAAUACAUGCGAGGAGAGACUGGUGAUAAACGACAACAAGUUAAUGGCGGUCACCAAUGAACAGAGAUUACUAGUAGCUAACAUGGAAGAAAGACUUCUCGCUGCAGAGGAAAAUCUUAAAACAACCGCAGAAUUAUAUGAGAAAAAGUUAGCCAAGUCAGACAGUAAACUCCGUGCCGUUGAAAGAAAACUUACAGUAUUUGAGGAGAUGUACGGUCGCUUAUCUAACAAAGGAGAGCCAAUCGAAGACGUUGAAGAAACUGAUAUGGACGUAAAUACCACCGAUUUUGACGGGGAAAAUAGAAAACACAGUGCUGAUGAAGAGAAGUUAGCAUCCCUAAAUGGGUUCCAUGUUUCUGAAACAGUUUAUGACAGAACUUUAGAAGAAUCUCUGUUGACAGAUACUGACAAUAACCAAGGAAAUAUAAGGGACACUAACAACAUCGACAAUACACGACGCUCAUCUAUUCAAAAAUCAGAAAGGGCUUCGGAUCCCAUAUAUCAUAAGCGACUUGUGAAUCCAGCUGUCAACCAUCGUGUUGCCUUCACAGCGCACUUAUCAGUCGACGCUACCGAACUUGGGAAAGAGCACACAAUUCCCUUUAAUCAAGUUCUGUUAAACGAAGGCCAGGCAUAUGACGCUAUCACAGACACGUUCAUAUGUCCAGUAAACGGGAUAUAUAUCUUUCAAUCAGCAUUAAUGAGUGAUGGGGAGAAAGUUAUCCAAACCGAAAUCGUAAAAAAUGGUGUGCCUAUUGGUAGAAUGUAUGCAAAUGGUAGGAGUAUUGGAUAUGAUCAGGGGUUUAAUUCUGCAACUAUACAAUGCAAUAAAGGUGAUCACGUGUGGGUCAGAGUACACAAUCAUUUUGGCACUACCGUUUAUAAUGAUUUAUAUUCUUCGUUUUCUGGACACAUCUUGUGGGAAACAUAAAACUCUCUUUCAAUUGCUUUAAUGUCCUUAUCACUUUUUUUUUCAAUUAGUAAUUUGAAAUGUACAAUAAACAAAUACAUGUAUGUUUGGAAUUACACAUGUAUGUAAUAAACAUGCAAAGUCGCGAAUUGAUUUUAUUGACAAUGACACAAAACCAACACAACUGAAGCUAAAUAUCUCUUAUAUCAUAGUUUGGAUACCUUUUAAAGCUACAUGCCUCCAGAGCAGCUAAAAUAUUUCAAUAAACGCAAACUUGAGAAGAAAUUAACUAAGCUUGUAAAAAAAUGUUAAAAGUAGAAAAGUUUAAGAUUCAAGUAAUAAUUUACAUAUUAUAUGGCAUUAAUGACUGAAUUUUCAGGAUUUAUAACUAUAUUUCUACUGCGUUACUAACACAGUUAUUUUUCAUAUUUUGACCUCUUUUUGGUACUUUACGUGUGCCAUUGAUAAUGUGAAAAUUGCUUCCUUUUGGUUAUUUCACAAUAUUAUACAUUAAAAUACAUUUUCAAAAUUUCAUGAAAAUUAGCAUGAAUCUGGAGGAAUGCUGCUUUAAGUCGCAUCGCACAGUGUGUUAACUGGAGUAUUAUCAAAAUCGACAAUGGUGCCCAUUCAUGAAUAAUUUCAAGCUACGGUCCAUGCUAUGCCUACAAACACACCUCUAACAUUUA
Messenger RNA from Ruditapes philippinarum (Manila clam), 1782 nucleotides. RefSeq lists its product as uncharacterized. The transcript has 2 exons. Lineage: Eukaryota; Metazoa; Mollusca; Bivalvia; Venerida; Veneridae. Gene Ontology annotation, molecular function: protein binding. The record is from RefSeq and is a predicted model, not a curated record. The coding region runs from base 50 to 1117 and encodes 355 amino acids.